AUGUCCUCCAUCCAAAUCCGCCACUCCACCGAACCCGACGCCCCCACCCUCGCGGCCCUCAACAUCGCCUGCUUCCAGCACCAUAGCUACUGGAAAAACGUCUUCCCCAACAUCGACCCCCAGUCCGCCUUCCCGCUGAAAUACGCACGCGCACUCGAGAAACUGACAGCCCCGGACACACACAUCCUCUCUGCCGUAGACGGGGCCCAAAACAAUCAAGUGGUCGGGUGGGCGAGGUGGACAUUCCCGGGGGAUGUGAACGGAACAGUAGAUGUGUCGGAGGAGGCGAGGGGGACGAUUGAGGCUAGUAGGGGGGUGUUGCCGGAGGGUGCGAACGGGAGAAUCUAUGAGUUGUUUUUUGAGACGUUGAAGGAUAAGAGGGGGGUUUGGUUGGGGGAGGGGGAUUUGAUGCUCGAUUUCCUAGCAACCCACCCCUCCUCCCAAGGCAAAGGCAUCGGAACCAAACUCCUUCAAUGGGGCAUGGAGCGCGCCGAUGAGCGAGACGCGCGCAUAUACCUAGAAGCCACGAUGGAUGGAUACCCUCUCUACGUGAAGCACGGAUGGCGCGAGGUCGAGAAGCUGGUGCUGGAUUUUGAGCCGUAUGGGGGGCAUGGAACGGCGACGUAUAGUUUGAUGAUUCGGGAUCGGAAGUCGGAGAGGGAGAGGAAGUGA
Molecule: messenger RNA, 672 nt
Organism: Aspergillus melleus
Lineage: Eukaryota; Fungi; Ascomycota; Eurotiomycetes; Eurotiales; Aspergillaceae
Product: GNAT family N-acetyltransferase
Exons: 2
Coding region: 1-672 (223 amino acids)
Molecular function (GO): acyltransferase activity, transferring groups other than amino-acyl groups
Source: RefSeq, a predicted model, not a curated record